CCAAUUAGUCAGGUUCCUCGUAAACAUCUAGGUAAAAGUAAUCAUUCAUUAAAACAUUUCCCUCAAGGAUAAUGAUGAUGAAGCUGUUCCACUAAUCCGUGAGCCUAAAUCCUCCUCAGCUGCAUGACGCUGUCGAUCCAUGCAGGCAUAUAAGGGCAGGUCUGGAGAUGAGGAGACUGUUCAGAAAGACUGCAAGAAGAAAGAAGACUUACCUUCUUUGUCUUGCAUCUGCUUUUUGGCAGUUUUUCUCCGAACACAAAUCUCCUGACGCAAAGCUAAACAACUCUCCAAGAUGAAUGCAGCAGCAGCAGAAGCAGCAGCGGCAGCAGCAGCUGGAGGCCACAAGCCCGCCUCCUCAGAGUUCCAGCAGACGGAGAGCAGGCAGUUCAAGAGCAAAGCCCCCAAACCUGGACAGAAGCGUUUUGACAGCGGCCUGCCGGGGAUGGAGUCGUUUGACGAUUCUGCUGUCGUCUGCCCCUGGGAGGAGUUUGGAGAUGCAGAUCUGAGCGAACUAGCCCAGUUUGGCAUCAUCUAGAUCCGACACCCCAUAACCAAAGAAGACACCCCAAAAACACCAGCACUGCCCUGCAAAGAUUUUUCUAUUUCAUUCAAAUCCUCAAAUAAACCACAUGCAUAUCCAGUCAG
This is a messenger RNA of Oryzias melastigma (Indian medaka), 645 nucleotides long. RefSeq names its product retinal cone rhodopsin-sensitive cGMP 3',5'-cyclic phosphodiesterase subunit gamma. Lineage: Eukaryota; Metazoa; Chordata; Actinopteri; Beloniformes; Adrianichthyidae. The transcript has 4 exons. Bases 293 to 535 code for a protein of 80 amino acids. Gene Ontology annotation, cellular component: photoreceptor outer segment membrane. Gene Ontology annotation, biological process: positive regulation of G protein-coupled receptor signaling pathway; positive regulation of epidermal growth factor receptor signaling pathway; visual perception. The record is from RefSeq and is a predicted model, not a curated record. Gene Ontology annotation, molecular function: 3',5'-cyclic-nucleotide phosphodiesterase activity; cGMP binding.